Messenger RNA from Penicillium taxi, 675 nucleotides. RefSeq lists its product as uncharacterized. The coding region runs from base 1 to 675 and encodes 224 amino acids. Lineage: Eukaryota; Fungi; Ascomycota; Eurotiomycetes; Eurotiales; Aspergillaceae. The transcript has 2 exons. The record is from RefSeq and is a predicted model, not a curated record.
AUGACCGAGGCAAAGACAUACCUAAAUGAAGAGGAUUUCCGAAAAGGUACACUAGAAACCGUGGUACCCAGCCUUAAAGCCCUAGACCGCGAAAUGGGCGCCGACGCCUGGAUAGUGACAUUCGCACCAAUCCGCAUAAUAGCAGCAGGCGGCUUCCUAUCAGUGUCGUACCUCAAAAACCGCGACAGCACCGGUGACAUAGACUACCUACUCGACCCAGAGGUAUCGGACAACGACGACCUACAAAGCUCACUCCACCAAACAAUCCGCACCGUAGCGCGCAAGAUGGACUACAACCACAAGUGGAUAAAUGAAGACAUGGCGAUAUUCGUGACCAAGCGCAGUCGCGAGACGCUAUUCGAACAGGCGGCUAAGCAGGGCAUUACGCUGUUUCGGGGGAAUAAUUUGGAGAUUCUUGCUGCGCCGUUGGAGUGGGCGCUUGAGAGGAAGUUGAGGAGGAUUCAUGCUGCUGAUCGCGGGAGGAAGACGGAGUGUGACGUUGUUGAUGCGCUUGCGCUGUUGAGGGAGUUGAGGGUUAGGAAUGCGGGCCCGUUGGAUGAGGAAGAGGUGAGGAAAAUGAAUGUUAAUGGGUUUGACGUUCUUCCUGGUUGUGAGACUAUGCAGCGGGUUAGACGAGAGUAUCGGUUCAUGUAUAAUGAGGAAAUUUUCAGUUAG